AUGAUGUCUGGGGGUAUGAUUCGGUCCGCGGUGAGGGCUUCCGGAAGCCACGCUGCGUGCUCCAUCAGAAUUGGAGCUGCAUCGCAAUUAGCCUCAGUGAGCAAGCGCCAAUUGCAAGGAGCAUAUCCUCAUACUCAGAUUGGGGAUAAAAGAUGGAUUUCGGUCUACGGGUAUACGCAAUCGAAGGCUCUCAUCUACUCGCGCUACGGAGAGCCCAAGGACGUCCUGCAGCUUCACAAGCACUCCAUCUCCGCGCCCCAUGGUACUCAAGUGAAUCUCCGCCUGCUCGCUGCGCCGCUGAAUCCUGCCGACGUGAAUCAGAUCCAGGGUGUAUACCCGAGCAAGCCACCGUUCCAAACGACACUCGGUACGCAGGAGCCGGCCGCUGUCGCUGGAAAUGAGGGCGCAUUCGAGGUUUUGUCCACCGGCUCUGGAGUGAAAAACCUCAGCAAAGGUGACUGGGUUGUCAUGAAACAGACUGGACAGGGCACCUGGCGCACUCAUGCUCAGCUGGAUGAAUCGCAGCUGAUUAAGAUUGAAAACAAGGACGGCUUGACCCCACUUCAGAUCAGUACGGUUAGUGUCAACCCAGUAACAGCUUACCGCAUGAUCAAAGAUUUUUGCGACUGGGACUGGAUGCGUGCCGGAGAGCACUGGUUGAUCCAGAACGGGGCAAACAGUGGUGUUGGACGCGCUGCUAUUCAGCUUGCACGAGAGUGGGGUAUCAAGACCCUCAAUGUCGUCCGGGAACGGAAGACCCCAGAGGAGACAGAAGCUCUGAAGAAAGAACUUACAGAUCUCGGUGCGACUGCGGUGGUCACAGAGGCCGAGUUGCUUUCAGGCGAAUUUAGGAACGUUGUACAUGAGCUCACGCGCAAGGGGAAGGAGCCCAUCCGCCUCGCUUUGAACUGUGUGGGUGGAAAGAGUGCCACCGCACUCGCAAAAACACUCGCACCAGGUUCGCAUCUGGUCACCUACGGGGCCAUGUCGAAGCAGCCAGUUUCUCUGCCGUCGGGAUUGUUGAUCUUCAAGAACCUCGUUUUCGAUGGCUUCUGGGUUAGCAAAUGGGGCGACCAGAAUCCGCAGCUGAAGGAAAACACCAUCAAUGAUGUACUGCAGCUGACACGGGCUGGUAGGUUUAAGGAUAUUCCCGUUGAGGAGUUCAAAUGGAAAUGGGACACCGAGGGCUCCGAGCUUGUAGCAGGCGUGCAGGAAACCCUCAGCGGUUACCGCAGCGGCAAGGGCUUGCUCAGGUACGAGGAACAGGAAUGA
Aspergillus tubingensis is the source of this 1272-nucleotide messenger RNA. RefSeq names its product enoyl-[acyl-carrier-protein] reductase. Gene Ontology annotation, biological process: fatty acid metabolic process. Gene Ontology annotation, molecular function: trans-2-enoyl-CoA reductase (NADPH) activity. The transcript has 2 exons. Lineage: Eukaryota; Fungi; Ascomycota; Eurotiomycetes; Eurotiales; Aspergillaceae. The coding region runs from base 1 to 1272 and encodes 423 amino acids. The record is from RefSeq and is a predicted model, not a curated record. Gene Ontology annotation, cellular component: mitochondrion.